Messenger RNA from Paramormyrops kingsleyae, 3333 nucleotides. Lineage: Eukaryota; Metazoa; Chordata; Actinopteri; Osteoglossiformes; Mormyridae. The record is from RefSeq and is a predicted model, not a curated record.
GCAGUCAGGCCGGGAGACUCCACCCACACCGGCACGGCCAAACCCCAAUUCCUCCCCCAGAAUUUGUGCGUAAACCAGGAUCCUCCCACAUACAUCCUCCAGUCAGGAGUGUAAUCAGCACGCACACACGAAUCUGAUGCUAAAAUAAUCGAACGCAGGGAUUCAUAUGUGAUCCGAUUAUUAUUAUUAUCGGAGGCUGACAUGAAAUCAGUCGGCAGUAGCAGGAAUAACAGCCAGCACGCGGUUCCAGCCCUCUAAGCUGGCGGAUGGGCUUCACACGUCCUCCCACGACCGAGUCGGGCUCAGCCCGAUCAGCUCCAACCUAAGAAUGGAAGGCGGCAAGACGUGGGCGAGCCGGCAGAGUACCAAAGCAGACAGAUUGACCCAAAGGAUCACACAUGCAAAGCAACAACAAACAGCCAAAGAUGAGUCAUGUUACUAAAAGAGAUGGAGAUGGAUUGCAAACAAUCACUUCAGUAAAUACUAAUGCUAAUGCAAUAGGAGGCGCUUUUCCACCGCACCAGGUACUGUACUUUCGGUACUUCAGUACUUUGGAGUGGGACUUGCAAACACUUUCAUUGUCGAUCUGGUUAUGCAAGUAGCCUGCCUCUGAAACACAAUACAACUGCCACCUUGAAAAAAGUCACAAACUCUGAAAACAAAGUUUAAAAAAAGAAGUAAUGAUAAUGGAUGCAUGGACACAUGAAGAGACCCAAGCUUUAAUUGUGAUCUGGUUGGAAGAACAGAUACUACAGAUCAGGAUAGCAUGACAUGAAGUAAAAUAAAUUGUAUAAUAUAUUAGGACAGCAUGGUAUUAUACUGCUGUAAUAAAUACUGGGGUAUUUAUAAAACAAAAAAAGGAGUUCACCAUAAAUUUCUCACAAACCCAUUUAGGAGUGAUUUAAACAGCAAAGAUGAAAAUUAUUACAAUUGCCUCGGGGAACGCAUGCAGUGCUCAUCCAAAUGCAGCAGAGGUAAACUUUAAACUGAUUUUUAGAUGUAUGCUAGAUACUCUUGAAAAGGAAUAAUCAAUAAAAUUGCAAAACUUUUUCCUAUGACAGAGUAAAAAUGUUCUAGUGAAAUUUAAACCCCCUGCGCUGCAAUGUCUGUAAAGGACUGAAAGUAAGAAAAAACCUGAUCUUAAUCUAGCUGACUAGUGAUGUAACAAUUGCAUGUGCAUAACAUGCGAUGUAUAUAUUAAUAGUGCACAUUGUCCAGCCCUAUAAUAUACUAUAGCCAUUUUUUGAAUUCAGUACAAAAUACCCCGGCUUGUGAUGUGAUGUCAUUUGGCACUGGUACCAGUUUUCAUGUGAAAAACCAAUAACUUGAAGUACCAAACUUUUGAUACUGUCUUGAAGUAUCAAAAGUAUGGUACCUGGUACAGUGGAAAAGCACUCAGAGGUUAACACAAACAACUGUCAUAUUACACACAACUUCUGACUCACAUGCGUAUCUCUGUAAAAAUUCAAAUUAGCAUCCAGAUUAAUGAUUAAGUUGCUGAGUCAGUGUUCUUCCCUGUAUGGCAUCACCUUCUAAAAGGUUUUUCUUAAAGGCAGAAAUGAGAUUCCCGAAUCAUUCCUGAGUCAUCAUUUCAUAGAAUGUUCUGUGAAGAUAUUAAUAAUAGAGAAGUAGAAUAGCUGUCACUUUAAAUGAUUAUUUCCACUCGUGAUUUGUUACUCUGUAGCACAGCAUGGCUCAAACACGCAACGCCAAAGGUCAGCAGAUGCCCUGAAACGUCAGACUCACUCAGCAAAGAAUGGCGGGCUCCACAAGGACUGCGUGCCCCAAAAAUCCUUGUUCCAGGGCCACACAAAACUUCAGGGCGAAGCCACUGUCCAGCGUGACAGACCCCCUCACCGUUAUGUCACCAGGGAGCACAGGCAAAGCACAGAUGUGACAGGGAAUGCUUUCUGUUUUCACAGAAUGACGUUUCUAUAAUUGGUCAGAUGGGAUGGAUGGCAGCGCAUCACGAAUGACCUGCGGUGCUGGCUGCGGCUCCCCCUGCUGCUGGCCACCAGCAUUGCUGCCUCCAGUAAGAGCGCCUGCAUUUCUUACUUCUUGGUCGGACCAAAGUAGACGCCAGCUAUGACAACUGGCGAUUUGAGAGGAUGUCUCCGAAAGCUUGAACGUCAGCUUCGAUCGCUUAAGUACCCCAGAGAAGUGGAUUAUUGCGCUUUGGCCAGAGGUGAGCCUUCGUCGGUUCUGCCAAUCGUGAGCUACGCCUUCGUCUCCUAUUCGUCGCAUGUCGCCGAGCACCUGGUCGGGCUCGGGGUCGAGCUAGCGGGGAAGAACGACCUUCGCUUCGUGGAAACCGUGUAUAAGGUCCUUCGCGACGUCUUCCACUAUAAGCCGCUGCUGACCAAGCAGCAGUUCCUGCAGCCCGGUUUCGCCGAGCAUAAGAUCGGCAUCCUCUGCGACGUCAUCGGAUUCGUGACCAGGAAGCACGGACAGCUGUGCAAAGCGUCCAGGCCUACUUUCCAGAAAAGGAGUAAAUCCGGAUUUCCAUCCAUCGAUCCGCUGUGUAAAAUGGAGAAGCUCCCUACCACUGAUGUAGUAACGUCUGGGACCUUCAGUAAGCUGCCCUUGGUGGAGAGACACACCGGCGGUACGACUUCCGCGCUCACCAACCCCUUGUGCGACGAGGGGGACUCUGAGGAAGGAUCUGAGACUAGCUCUGAGAGGGAGGAGCCUGAAGCUGAUGACCCACCGUCACCCGAUUGGCCGACGGGGCCGCAGGUUCGCCCCACGCAAUCUCUCCCACUGUGGCAAGUAAUGGGCAGCCCACCUUCUUGUCACGCACGUGACCUGCAGAUGGAUGAGGCAAGGCUGCAGGCUCUCGAGGCCCAGCUGCAGGAGUGCCAGGCCAAGCUGGAGAAGCUCUCCAGCCUGGAGAGGCGGCUGCAGGCCCUGGAGAGGGACACAGCUGGGAAGGUCGUUAUGGACAGGGAGCAGUGGGAGAACCUGGAGAGCCGGGUGCUGCUGCUGGAAACCAGGCUGGCCCUGAGCUCAGCACAGGCAGAAUCAUCAUUACUGCUGACAGAAAAGGACGACAUAACGAGCCAAGAAGUUUCUGAAGCUGGACCUGAGAGUUCCAGCGCCCUCUGCGGCAGUCUGGCAGGACAUCGACCCCCUGAAGCAAGUCCCAUCUCUAUGACAGAUGUCUCAAAGGGGACGUUAAAGCGAUUGGAGAGAAUCGCCAGCAUGAUGAAAGAUACAUCAGGUCUUCUGAGAAGUGCAGAUCCCUCUAUGUAAAUUCUUCCCAUUUUCUUUUGUAAGCAUGUAUUUUAAUAUUUAAAACAUUCUCAUGCACAUAAAUAAACUGUGACCAGUUAA